AUGCUCUCCCGCGACGACCGGUCCUCCAUGGACCCCGCCCCGGAUCCCAUCGUCAUAGUGGGCAGCGCGUGUCGAUUUGCCGGCGACGUGAACUCGCCGUCGAAGCUGUGGGAGCUCCUCCAGAACCCACGAGACGUGCGCAGCGAGAUUACCGGCAACAGGUUCAACGCCGAGGGCUUCCACCACCCCAACAGCGCGCAGCACGGCCGCAUGAACGUGCUCCACUCCUAUCUGAUGAACAAUGACUUGCAGGCCUUUGAUGCCGAGUUCUUUGCCAUCAACCCGGUCGAGGCGGUGGCAAUGGACCCGCAACAGCGCCUUCUUCUCGAGAUAGUAUACGAGGCUAUCGAGUCCGCCGGGAUGACGAUCCAGGGCCUUCGCGGAAGCGACACGGGCGUAUACGCCGGUCUCAUGUGCGGCGACUACGAGGCCAUGCUGCUCCGGGAUCUGGACCAGGUACCAACCUACCUGGCGGUGGGGACGUCGCGUGCUGUGCUUUCGAACCGCGUGUCGUACUUCUUUGACUGGCACGGCGCUUCUGUCACCAUCGACACGGCGUGCUCGUCGAGCCUGGUUGCAGUGCACCAAGCCGUCCGGGCUCUGCGGGCCGGCGACUCGCGGAUGGCAGUGGCCUGCGGGUCGAACCUCAUCUUGGGGCCCGAGAUGUACAUCAUCGAGAGCAAACUGAAGAUGCUGUCGCCCGACGGCCUCGGGCGCAUGUGGGAUGCCGAGGCCAACGGCUACGCGCGCGGAGACGGCGUGGCGGCCGUAGUGAUCAAGACGCUCAGCCAGGCGCUGCGAGACGGCGACCGGAUAGAGGCCGUCAUCCGGGAGACGGGCGUGAACCAGGACGGCGCUACCCCGGGACUGACGAUGCCCAGCGCCAGCGCGCAACGAGACCUGAUCCGCAGCGUCUAUAGGAAAGCCGGUCUCGAUCCGGCUAACCCGGCCAACAGGCCGCAGUAUAUCGAGGCGCAUGGCACCGGAACCCCGGCAGGCGAUCCCGUCGAGGCCGAAGCUCUCAGCACCGCCUUCUUCGGCGACGGCCAUGGCGGACAGGCCGGAGACGGCAGCCCCUUAUACGUGGGCUCCAUCAAGACGGUGCUGGGCCACACCGAAGGCACGGCAGGCAUCGCGGGCCUCUUAAAGGUGACCAAGGCCUUGCAGAACGCCACGGUGCCGCCCAACAUGCUCUUCGAGCGGCUCAGCCCGGCCGUCGCACCAUUCUACGGCAACCUGCAAAUCACGACAAAGGCUCUCGCGUGGCCGGAGGUGCCCGACGGGCAGCCAAGGCGGGCCAGCGUCAACAACUUUGGCUUCGGAGGCACCAACGCGCACGCCAUCGUGGAGAGCUACCAGGGGCCAACGAGAGAAGGGGGAAGAGGUGUCGAUUCAGAGACGGACUGGGAGGUCCUCGUGCCGUUUGUGUUCUCGGCUGCUUCCGAGGAUUCUCUCCGGGCAAACCUUGCGGCCUACGUCGCAUACUUUGAUGCGCACCCCGAGGUGAACGUGCAUGACCUGGGAUACACCCUGCGAGAGCGUCGUUCCGUCUUCAACCACCGCGUCUCCUUCUCGGCAGCGACCGUGGGUGACCUCAAGGGCAAGAUCCAGGCGCGCCUCGCCGCGACGUCGUCCGAGCAACAAAACAUCGGAGUGAGGACAUAUGCUGCGGUGCCAUCGUCGUCGCCGUCGUCGUCGUCGUCGACGACAAAAAACACGCCCUCGAGGGUCCUCGGCGUCUUCACCGGCCAGGGAGCUCAAUACUCCCGGAUGGGGGCAGAGCUCAUCGAAAAGUCACCCUUGGCCUCGCGUAUAAUCCAGACGCUCGAGAGCCAUCUGAAUGCCCUCCCGGAAGAGGACCGUCCGUGCUGGUCUCUCCGGGCCGAGCUGCUGGCGGAACCCUCGGCAUCCCGAGUCGGCGAGGCGGCCAUCUCGCAGCCCUUGUGCACGGCGGUACAGAUCAUGCUGGUCGACCUGCUCCGCUCUGCCAACGUGUCGUUCGAAGCCGUCGUCGGCCACUCGAGCGGGGAGAUGGCCGCCGCGUACGCCGCGGGAUUCCUCAGCGCCCGCGACGCCGUGGUCAUCGCCCACUACCGAGGCCUGCACAGCAAGCACGCGCGGAGCCCGAACGGGGACGGUAUCAAAGGCGCGAUGCUAGCCGUCGGCACGUCGCCUGAAGACGCCGCAGAACUAUGCGGGGUAGACGAGUUCGCUGGGCGUAUCAGCCUGGCGGCCGUCAACUCGCCGUCGAGCGUCACCAUAUCGGGAGAUGAGGACGCCGUUGCGGAGCUUGCGCUGGUCCUUGACGACGAGAACAAGUUCAACCGCCGCCUGCGGGUGGACAGGGCGUAUCACUCGAGACACAUGCUGCCGUGUUUCGAACCUUACGUGGCCGCUCUCCGACGCGCCGGCGUCAAGGCCCUCGCCGGCAACGGCCGAUGCACCUGGUUUUCGAGCACUUGGGGCGGCAAGCCGGUCGAUCCCUCGGCCGACAAGCUGAGCGACGUGUACUGGGCCGAGAACCUGACGAGGCCGGUCGCCUUUUCGGAUGCCGUCGCCGCAGCCGCCGCCGCCGUCUUCUCCCGGGAUGGCGGUGUUCCCGGCGUAGCGCUCGAGGUCGGACCGCAUCCCGCGCUCGCCAGUGUUGCCAAGGAGAACAUGCAGGACGUGGCGUACUUUGGCACGCUCUCUCGGGGGGAGAGUGCCGUCAUGGCCUUCUCCGAUUGCCUCGGCAAUCUCUGGGAACGCCUGGCAAGUGGCUCGGUGGACCUCGGGGGUUGCGGGGCCGCGUUGUCGGGGCUCGGCGGGCGGCCGUUCGCCGUCCUCGGAGAUCUGCCGAGUUAUCAGUGGAAGCACAAGGUCAAGUACUGGUCCGAGUCCAGGAGAUCUCGCAACAUCCGUCUGCGCCACCAGCCGCACCAUGAGCUCCUGGGACACGCGUGUCCGGACAGCGCGCCGCACGUCUUGAGGUGGACAAACGUCCUGAAGCCCAGCGAGAUGCCGUGGCUCGAGGGACACCAGGUUCAGGGCCAGAUCGUGCUCCCUGCCGCCGCCUACGUGUCCACUGCCAUCGAGGCGGCGCGGUUCCUGGCUGGCGGCGGCGAGGAGGGCAUACGCCUCGUGGAGCUCGCCGACUUCAACAUCCACAACGCCGUCACGUUCGACCAGAACGACACGGGUGUCGAGGUCCACGUGGAGCUCUCGCGGAUCUCGGUGAAACCGGGCCGAGAAGCCACGGCCUUCUUCACGUACUCUGCUGCGCUGGGGGGCGUCGGAUCUGCCGACCUGGUCCUCGCGGCCGACGGCGAGCUCAGAGUGUCACUCAGGAAGGUCAAAAAGGAGGAGGAGAAGGAGGAUGACAAGGGGGUCAAAGCAGCAGCGCCGUGUCUCCCCGAACGCGCACCUCCGCCGCCGCACAUGAUCCCCGUGGCACCAGACCGUUUGUAUGGAUUCAUGGCGGGGCUGGAGUACGACUUCUCCGGGCCGUUCCGGUCGCUUGUGGAGCUCGAGAGGAAGCUUGGCAGGGCGUCCUGCGUCGCCCGAAAGGCGAGGACGUCGGCAUCUGUAUGUGACGACCGCCUUCUGCUUCACCCCGUCGACCUGGACGCCGCCUUUCAGUCCGUCAUGCUGGCACACAGCUACCCGGGGGACGACCGGCUGCGUCUCCUCCAUCUGCCCUCGAGGAUCAACAAGGUCAGGGUCGACCUGGACGCGCUCACUGCCGAAGACUACGUCGAGGCCGACUCGAUGCUCGUCGACUCCGUGUGCGACAGCGCCGACAGCACCAGCGGCUUCUCGGGCAGCGUCAGCUUAUACGCCCCCAGGGGUAAACUCAUCCUUCCGCGGGCGGCCGUCCAGGUCGACGAGGUCUGGUUCAAGCCCGUGGGAGCCAUGGACGCCGGCAACGACCGGGAUGUGUUUUACAAGAUGCACUGGGUGCCGAGCCGGCCGGACGGCGCGGAGGCCGCCGCCGGUGUGCCCGUGACGGACCGCGACCGCGAGCUGGUCUUUGUGCUCAGCCGCAUCGCCGCCUUUUACUCGAGACGGUUCGAUGAGAUGAUACCCGACGACCACCUGGCCCGGUCUGAGAGCCCGUUGUGCCACUAUCUCCGGUACGCCAGACACAUGACGGGACUCUUGAGGCGUGGCGAGCAUCGGUGGGCCUCUCCCGAGUGGCUCGACGACACGGAGCAGGACGUUCUUGAUUAUAUCAACGAAAAGGGCUUCAUGGACAACUCGGAUGUUGCCAUCAUGCUCCUCGUCGGCAAGACGAUGCCGCGCGUCUUCCGAGGCGAGACGACCAUGCUGGAGCAUUUCCGCACUUCCGGGCUCUUGGACGAGUACUACGUGAACGGCUUCGGAACCAAGCAGUCGGCCAUGUGGGUGGGCGGCGUCGUCAAGCAACUCACCGACCGCAACGCGCACCUCAACAUCCUCGAGAUCGGCGCCGGCACCGGCAGCGCCACCAAGAACAUCCUGGGCGCCGUCGGCCGCGACUUUGCGACGUACACCUUCACCGACAUAUCGUCGAGCUUCUUCGAGAGUGCCGCCGAGACGUUUGCGCCGGGGGGACCGGAUGGUGGGUUCCGCGAGGGCGCAUAUGACGUCGUUGUGGCCUUCAUGGUGAUCCACGCCUGCGCCAAGCUGGACGAGGCCGUGGCUAACCUCCGGAAGCUGCUCCGGCCGGGCGGCCUGCUGAUCCUUGGCGAAGGCGCCAGCAACGGCGCCAUGCAGGCCGGCGCCGGCUUCAUCUUCGGCCCGCUGCCAGGCUGGUGGCGCGGCGUCGCCGAGGGCCGCACGCUGUCGCCGCUGGUGGACGCCGACGAGUGGGAGACCAUCCUCCGGCGCAACGGCUUCUCGGGCAUCGACACUAUGUCGCCGCCGCGGUUGUUUGACGCCUUUGGCAUUACCCUCUUUGUGUCCACCGCCGUCGACGACCGCGUCGAGUUCGCCCGGAACCCCCUUGACGUUAUCAGUAGCAGCAGCAGCACCAGUAUCGUAUACGAAAAGGUGGUCAUCGUAGGGGGUCAGACACCCGCAGUUGCCGACCUGACCCGGAGUCUCGAGAAACUGUUGACGCCGCUGGCAAAGCAAGUCAUCAUGUCCGACUCGGUCGAAUCGCUUGACGAGGUCGUGUUCGGUGGCGACGCCGGCUUGACCGUCGUCAGUCUCGCGGACCUCGAGCGUCCCGUCUUCAAGGACAUGACGCCGGAGCGGUGGAAUAACUUCAGGCAGUUGUUCGUGGGCGGCAACUCCAUCCUCUGGCUCACCUCCGGGCGCCUCAACCGCGAGCCGUACUGCAACAUGACGGUGGGCUUCGGGCGGUCCGCCAUGCACGAGGAAGACACCCUGCGCGUGCAGUACGUCGAUCUCGAGGACGGUGUAGGCGGUGCCGGCGGCAUCGACGCCCACGCUAUUGUCGACCACCUCCUCCGCUUCACUUCCGAGCAGCUCGACGACGCCGAGGACCUCCUCUACGUCAAGGAACCUGAGAUCAUCAUUGACGGCAGCGGACGCGAGCUCGUGCCACGUCUGUUUCCCAUUGCGGACGCCAACGACCGCCUCAACUCGGCCUCGCGGCCCAUAUACCGCCAGAUCGACACGCGCAAAUCCCCCGUCGAGCUGGUGCUGCAACCGACGGGCCACGGCGGCCCCAGCCUCCGGCAGUUGACGCGGUACGAGACCUCGGCAGACCUCGUGCCCACACCACCGUGCUCCAGCGGUGAUAGUGAGACCGUCCAGCUGCGCCUCACCCACGCCGUGGCAUCCGCCCUCCGGUGCCCGGCCGGCUUCCGGUUCCUCGUCGUGGGCGUAGACGACCAUGGCUCUCGGCGUCUUGCGCUCGUUUCUUCCCUCACGUCCGUGAUCAAGGUCCCCGCCGAGUCGGCCGUCACUUGUGACGUCCCAAGCGGCUCCGAAGCUACCCGCCUCGCCCUCGUGGCGGCGGAGCUUGUUGCCAUGGCCAUCCUCAGUCCUUUGUCCGCAGGCCAGAGGCUGGUCCUACACAACGCGCCCGAACCGGUUGCCCAGGCCAUCAUGGCACAAGCCGCUCUCGGCGGCGUCAUCGCGACGCUCUUGACGGACUCCACGGCACCAGCGCCGGCGUCAUCGGCAACGCCCCAGAUCGAGCUCCCCGCCUAUCUAGGCCGCUCCGAGAUGGCUCGGCUGUUGCCUGCCGACGUCGCUUGUUUUGCUUCCUUUUCCAACACCGAUGAGAAGCCGGAGAACGAGCUGGCGAUACUGUCUCUCCUGCCACCCUUCUGUCGCAGAGAGAACGCCCGUACCCUCUACUCCCCCUGCGGCGUAGAGAGCGGCUCGGCUGGACCUGUUCUGAGACAGUUACUAAGACGGGCCAUCCAUCUUGUUGAAACAAAGAAUGCCGAGCGCGGGAACUCAUACUUCUCUCCACCGCCCGAGACAAUGAGUCUCGAGGCGCUCACAAACGGCGGCCAUCCCCCGAGCAGCCCGCUGGCCAUCAUCGACUGGACGACGUUGGCGUCCACCUCGCUUGUCGCGCAGGUCACCCGCUUCGAGUCGAAGCCGCUCUUCAAGCACGACAAGACGUACUGGCUCGUUGGUCUGUCGGGCGCGCUGGGCAUCUCCCUCUGCGACUGGAUGAUUCAACGGGGCGUGCGCCAUCUGGUCCUCACGAGUAGGAACCCCAAGAUAGACCCGCGCUGGAUCAGUGACCACGCCUCUGGCGGAGUGACCAUCAAGAUAUUGUCAUGUGACGUGACCGACAAAGAGGCCAUCAGGGCCGUUCAUCAGACCAUCGUCGACAGUCUGCCGCCCAUCGUCGGCCUGCUCAACGGCGCCAUGGUCCUGAGAGACGUGUCCGUCCGCAACAUGAAGUUCGACCAGGUGACGGAGGUCAUUGGGCCCAAGGUGCUGGGCAGCAUGAACCUCGACGACAUCUUCCGCGACGUCGACCUCGACUUCUUCGUUCUCCUGUCCUCCAUCAACUGCGUCAUCGGCAACGUCGGUCAGGCCAACUACGCCGCGGCCAACAUGGGCAUGAUAGGCGUGGCAGGGCGGCGCCGGGAACGCGGCCUCCGCGCCUCCGUCGUCAACGUCGGCGCCAUCAUCGGCGUCGGCUAUAUCACCCAGUCGGACCGCCAGCUCGACCUAACGGUGGCCAAGACAGCCAUGAUGCACCUCUCCGAACAGGACUUCCACCAGAUCUUUGCCGAGUGCGUCGAGUCCGGCCACCUCGACAACCCCAACGGGCCCGAGAUAUCCACCGGCCUCCUCCCCAUCACGCCCGGCAUGCAAAACAUCCCCCCCUGGUACUCGGACCCCAAGUUCUCUCGCUUCCGCGUUUGCGAGUCUCAGGCCGACGACGGCAGCGGCGGCGGGGGCCGCGGCAAACAGGACAAGACGAGUUUGGCCUCGGUCCGGGACCUUCUCCAGGCGUGCCGGUCCCCGCAGAACGUGCUGGACGUCGUCAAACAUGCCUUCGGCGCCCAGCUGCGCCGCAUGUUGCAGGUCUCGGCCGACGACGACGAGCUGAUGAUGAUGCGGGGCGCCGAGCUCGGUUUCGACUCCCUCCUCUCGGUCGACGUGCGGUCAUGGUUCCUCAAGACCUUCCAGGUCAGCGUCCCCGUGCUCAAGAUCAUGGCCAGCGACGUUCGCAUGUCCAGUCUGGUCGAGCUGGCCGCCGAGAGCAUCCCACCCGAGCUGGUUCCCCAGGUACAGCAAGAGGAUGCUUCCGACUCCUCCCUCCCCAGUUCCUCCUCCGUCCCCAGCUCGCCCCGUAAUCAAGACAGCGGCGGCUCAAGCAGCGACUCGGUAACGUCAUCUUUGGGAGCCAGCGGUGUGACGACGCCUACCAGCACCGGUCCUGACCUAGACUCCAAAGUUGACAGCAGCAGCAGCAGUCCAACCAUCGACUGGGUUGCCGAGACAACACCGCCCGAGCCGGACACGUGCGUUCCCGAUCUUUCGAGCGCGCCGGCUCCCAAGGCGAAUCCCCAAGUCGUUCUGCUCACCGGCUGCGCCGGCCUGCUCGGACACCACCUUCUCAACGCCCUGCUGGCCCAGCCCUCGAUCCGCAAGGUCAUAUGCGUUGGGGUCCGGCGGCUUUCGGAACGCCUCGGAUCUGGAAGACUGCCUUCCGCCGGCGGCCGUGUCGUCUACCACGAAGGAGACCUCUCGCUGCCACACUUCGGCCUCGACCGUGGCGACUGGGCUGCCAUCUUUGGCGAGGUCGACGCCGUCAUCCACAACGGCUCCGACACGUCGCAUCUCAAGUACUACUCGGCCCUCCGGGAGGCCAACGUCCAGUCGACGCGCCAGCUUGUCAGCGCGUGCCUGCCACGAUCGGUCCCAUUCCACUACAUCUCAUCGGCCGGCGUGGCGCUGUUCGCCGGGCUCGACGCCUUUCCACCGACAUCAUGCACGGGGACGGGCAAGACGCCACCGGCUGACGGUUCGCAUGGCUACAUGUGCGGCAAAUGGGCCUGCGAGAAGAUGCUCGAGCGCCUUGUUACCGCCCAAGUCCAGGACGGUCGCCGCGCGCCUCUGCGGGUGGUCAUCCAGCGACCGUCCACUAUCAUCCGCGCGGGAGCCGACGCGAGGGUCAACGAGGCCGGGCUCGACUGGGUGAACGCCAUGCUGCACUACGCGCACAAGACACAGACGGUGCCCGAUAUCAAGCACAACGCCGGUUCUUUCGACCUGGUCUCGGUCGAAACUUGCUGCGACGACGUUACGGGAGAGUUGUUCAGGCACGCCGGCAGCAGCGAGAGCCACGGCGACAUCACGUACGUCAACAACGUCGGCGAUGUCGUGAUCCCCAUGGCAAGCAUGGCGGAUAUUGGGCUCGAGAUGACAGGCAAGGCCUAUGAGGUUCUGCCGAUGCACGAGUGGCUUAGGAGAGCCGUCGCCACCGGCAUGCAUCCCGGCGUCGCUGCUUUGAUUGAAUCAUUUGAUGAACCCGGCGUUAGCAAGUACCCCGCGCUGCUGAGGACCAGCAAGGCAUGA
This is a messenger RNA of Colletotrichum navitas, 8982 nucleotides long. RefSeq lists its product as uncharacterized. Gene Ontology annotation, molecular function: fatty acid synthase activity. The record is from RefSeq and is a predicted model, not a curated record. The coding region runs from base 1 to 8982 and encodes 2993 amino acids. Lineage: Eukaryota; Fungi; Ascomycota; Sordariomycetes; Glomerellales; Glomerellaceae. Gene Ontology annotation, biological process: secondary metabolite biosynthetic process; fatty acid biosynthetic process. The transcript has 5 exons.